AUGAUGAAUCAAGAUUACCAUCAUCAUCAUUAUGGUGGCAUGAUGGAUAACAAGGCUCAUAUCACCAUCCUUGCUCUUACCAAUGAAUAUUGCAAAUUUAAACUCUCCAAUGUUGAUACAAGUAUAGCCAAUGCUCUCCGUCGUGUAAUGAUCGCCGAAGUUCCUACUCUAGCUAUCGAUCUUGUAGAAUUUGAAAAUAAUACAAGUGUUCUUCAUGAUGAAUUUAUUGCUCAUCGUCUCGGAUUAAUUCCUCUCAACAGCAAGAAUGUUAAUGGUUUUGCCUUUACAAGUGAUUGUACAUGUAAUGGACAUUGCGAAAAGUGUACCGUCGAGUUAGUGUUGGAUGUAACCUGUACAGAGGCUCAUCGUGAAGUUACAAGUAAUGAUUUAAAGUUGAAAGAUAAAGACAGAUAUGAUGGUGCUCCAAGCACCACUCUAUCAGGUGAUCAACACUCUGAAGAACAAAAUGGAAUUACAAUCGUGAAAUUAAAGAGAGGACAAGAAAUCAAGUUGAAGGCUAUUGCUAAGAAAGGUGUAGGAAAGGCUCAUGCCAAGUGGUCGCCUGUGGCUGUUGCAACCUAUUAUAUCGUUCCUGAUAUCAAGAUUAAAGGACAUAUGAACACUCCAUUGGGACCGACUGGUAAUGAUUAUCAACGUCCUCACUAUGAAGUGGCUGCUGCUGGACAAGCUAUUUCUUCUUAUUGUUUCACAGAAAAUUGUAUUACAGAAGAAGAUAGAAAACAAAUGAGGGAAAUCGUUAAGAGAUUUACAGAAUCAUGUCCAACUAAGGUUUAUUCCAUGACGCCCGAUGAUAGAAUUGUUAUUGAUCUUGAUAAGUGUACUUAUUGUAUGGAAUGUAAGGAAUUUGCUAACGAAGAACAAGCACUAGGACGUGAUUUUGUCACAAUCAAGGAAAAGGAAAUGGGAGGGGAAAACGAGAAUUUAUUUUCACUGUGGAGUCUACUGGAUCUCUUCCACCAGAGCAAAUUGUAA
Naegleria lovaniensis is the source of this 993-nucleotide messenger RNA. RefSeq lists its product as uncharacterized. NCBI's taxonomy places the organism in Eukaryota, Heterolobosea, Eutetramitea, Acrasida, Naegleriidae. Gene Ontology annotation, cellular component: RNA polymerase II, core complex. Gene Ontology annotation, biological process: DNA-templated transcription. Gene Ontology annotation, molecular function: DNA binding; DNA-directed RNA polymerase activity; protein dimerization activity. The record is from RefSeq and is a predicted model, not a curated record. The transcript has a single exon. The coding region runs from base 1 to 993 and encodes 330 amino acids.